Messenger RNA from Papaver somniferum (opium poppy), 771 nucleotides. RefSeq lists its product as uncharacterized. Gene Ontology annotation, molecular function: nucleic acid binding. NCBI's taxonomy places the organism in Eukaryota, Viridiplantae, Streptophyta, Magnoliopsida, Ranunculales, Papaveraceae. The record is from RefSeq and is a predicted model, not a curated record. Bases 1 to 771 code for a protein of 256 amino acids. The transcript is spliced from 2 exons. Gene Ontology annotation, biological process: DNA integration.
AUGGCUCUAGUCCAGACCCUAGCAUCACAGAUACCCAGCAUCAAGUUCCGACAUCUAUGUAGAAGGGACCUUAGGCAUUCCGAUGCCUUAGCAUACAUAUCAUCUAUGCUAAGGGAUGAAAGCGUCGAAGCCAUCAAGGUAACAAGGGUAUCUGAGCCUUCGGUCACUCCACAACAAUUUUUCGCUACCCAUCGUGAAGACGAUGUAGGGGAGGAUAUAGUCGACGACGAUGUAGGAGAAGAUAUCCAUGAUAACUUCGUCGAAGAUGAUAUCUUAUCAAGAGGAAACAAAGACGAAGACUUCAGCAAUGAAGAGGACUGGAGAACCGAAAUCUAUCUGUUCCUUGAAGAAAGAACAUUGCCUGCAGACUUGAAGCAAGCCCGAAAGAUACAAUCAAAGGAGGGAAGAUAUGAUCUUCUUGACGAAAUUCUUAAUAAGAAGUCUUUUCUCGGACCUUUAUUGCGUUGUUUAUCCAGGGAAGAAGGCCACCGUAUCCUGAAGGACAUCCACUAUGGGGAAGCAGGUAACCACAACGGAAUGAGGUCACUAGCCGACAAAGCUAAGAUGCAAGGGUUUGGCAUUCCCGCAGAAAUUGUCUCCGAAAAUGGCAAGCAGCUACAAGGAAAGAACAUAGACAUGUUAUUUGAUACCUUCAAUAUCAGGAAGAACAAAUCAACUCCCAUCUACCCUCAAAGUAACGGUGAGGCUGAAGCCACGAACAAGACUCUGGCUCUUAUCCUCAAGAAAUCGUUAUAUGGACACAAGGGUUGA